Messenger RNA from Clonostachys solani, 3825 nucleotides. The record is from the annotation of a GenBank genome assembly. Lineage: Eukaryota; Fungi; Ascomycota; Sordariomycetes; Hypocreales; Bionectriaceae.
AUGGCGAAUCUCGAAGAGGCUGGCCAAAGUGCUCCUCGUGACCUUGGCGCGGCUUUGGGAGGCAACUUGAACGAUGUAGAAUGGCUGAGCUACAUUGGAAAUCAACUCUUUAUCCAAUAUCAGAAGACUAAAGCAAUAUCUGACCUUGAUAAAUCCAUCCCAUUUGCGCAGAGGGCACUCCUUAUUACCCCGGAAGAUCAUCCGGAUUAUAUAGGAUUACUAUACCGUCUAGGAACCCAACUCGGGUGGAGAUACCAAGAGAUUGGAGAAAUAAAUGAUAGUGAAGAGACUAUCCGCAUCAUACAACACGGCAUCGACAAAAUAUCGUACGAUCAAAGCUAUUUUUGUUGGCUGUUGUACAGACUUGGAAUUGCCUUACGGGUUAAAUUCCUUAGAACUCGAAAUAUAGCUGACCUUGAGGAAGCCAUUCAAGCCACACGGCACGCUGUCCACGAAAUAUCUCAUGACAACCCCAUAUACGAGAUACCCCGAGAUAGCCCUAUCUAUUUCAACUGGUUAUAUGCUCUUGCAGACCAACUUGAUGAUAAAUACGAUAUAACAAAAGCUCUGCCUGACCUUCAGGAGAUGAUUCAAGUUACACUACAAGCUAUCAGUAAAACCCCAAUCAAACACCCGGCUUAUGCAGAAGGACUGCAUUCUCUUGGAAUCCGACUUCGCGCUAAGUACUUGCGGACUAAGGAACUCGAUGAUGUUGAAGAGGGUAUUGAAAUUAUGCAAGAGGCGACUGCUUCUACCCCAGAAGAUGAUCCCCAGCGUACGAAGCGUUUAUGGACUCUUGCAACUCUCCUUGGUGAUCGAUACGACAAGGAAAGGGAUGCAACUGAUCUCAAAGAAGCUAUCCGACUCCUACGGCUGGCCACCAAUGUGACAACAGAAGACGAUCUAGAUCAUGCAAGAUUAUUAAACGAUCUCAGCAAGGGACUACGGGCAAUGUUUUUCAGGGCUGGGAACAUGGCGGACCUAGAGGGGGCUAUCCAAGCUUCGCGGCAGGCCGUAAACAUGGGGCCAGAAGAUCAUUCUGAACGCGCCACAUGGCUGAUCACUCUUGGGAGGAGUCUUCAUGCUAGAGCGACAAAGACCGAAGAGAUUUCCCAUGUUGAUGAGUCCAUCCAAGUCGUGCAAAAAGCUAUCGAUUUGACCCUAGAAGACUCUCCAGACCUUCCAAAGUGGCUACAUGAUCUCGGAAAAGGACUUAGGCUAAGAUAUCUUGUAACCAAAGCUCUCGAGGACAUUGGGGAAGCCAUCGAUGCUUUGCGGCAGGUUCUCAAGUCAUUGCCAAGCGAGGAUCCGGACUACACAGAGCUUCUAAACAACCUUGCAAUGAGUCUUAGCGAAAGAGGGUUAAGAACUGGAAUGGUCUCGGAUCUCAAUGAGACUAUCCAAGUUUUGCAACAGGCUCUUAAGAAUACUCCAGAGGUCGACGCAGACCAUCUUGUGCUUUUAUCUAAUCUUGCAGAGGCACUUUACGAGAGAUAUUUGCAGACUGAAGCCAUGGUUGAUCUUGAAGGAUACAUCCAGCUCACCCAGCGCGCUAUGAAUAUAGUUCCAAAACACAGCCCAGACCAUUCAAAGUGGUUGAAUAGGGUUGGUGUUGGGCUGGGAUACAGAUAUCAAAGGACAAAAUUAGCGGCAGACCUUGAUAUGGCCAUCGAGUUUAUACGACGGGCUGUUAACACAAGUCAAGAAGACCACCUGCUUCGGGGGGAGUGGUUAAAUAAUCUUGCAGUCCGCCUUGGCGAGAGAUAUUCGAUUAAUGGAGACAUAGCUGACCUUGAAGAGGCCUUGAAGGCCAGCCAAGAGGUUAUCUCUAUUACUCCAGAAGAUCACCCAAACUAUCCGAGGUGGUUAAACAACCUUGGAAACCGGCUGUUGGAACGCUACCUGUACGACGGAAUUGUCGCCGAUCUUGACAAGUCCAUCGAUUUAAGACGGCAGGCUAUCAAUAUCACCCCAAAAGACCACCCGGACAACGGAGGACUGUUGAUGAAUUACGUGGACGCCUUGAUGACGAAAUUCAACUUGGAAAGCAAUAUAGAUGACACGGAUAAGAUGAUAUCAAUCUGCGAAUCUGCUUUACGCCAGUCAAAUUUCUACAUUUAUGAUCGGAUACGCGCAGGCGGCAGACUUCUUGCCUUGUACUCAAUGACUGGGAAGUGGGAGCGAGCGUUCGAAGCCUCCGAACUUGUGAAUUCUCUGAUUCCUAGGCUGACAUCGCGACAUCUUGAGAAUGCUGAUAGACAGCACCGGCUUCGUCAGGCAGUUGGUCUCGCGUCUGACACCGCAGCAGUGGCAAUGCAUGCCAACAAACCGCCAUUACUUGCAUUGAAUUUUCUUGAGAACGGCCGAGGUGUACUUGCCACAUCUCUGGAGGAUAUGCGUAUAGACAUCGUGGAGCUGCAGGAGAGGCACUCUGACUUGGCAGAGCAAUUUGUCGGUCUACGUGAUGAGCUGGAAAACCCACCGUCCCGCGUCAACUCUUCCACCAAACAGCAAGACACUAAAAAGCAAGAUGCUCAGUAUUCCUGGAGAACAGAGGCGACUCGGCGUCACGAUACCGGUGACAAACUCGACCAGCUGAUCAUGGAAAUCCGCAAACGACCAGGAUUUGAUCAUUUCCUACUCCCGCCAAGUGAGUCAGAUAUUCGUGCUGCAGCUAGCCAGGGACCGAUUGUUGUCAUCAACGUUAGCAAGCAUCGUUGUGAUGCGAUCCUAGUUGAACGUCAGAAGAUCCGGUCACUGCGAUUGAAAGGGCUUGGAAAAAACGACAUUGAAGAAAAGAGCCGACGAGGAAGCCUGGGAACCCCCGAAAUACUAGAGUGGUUAUGGGAUUUUAUCGCAGGUCCGGUUCUGGAUGCCUUGACAUUUACUCAGCCGCCGCUCGACAACGACUGGCCUCAUGUGUGGUGGAUUCCCACAGGCCCUCUGAGCAAAUUUCCUCUCCAUGCUGCAGGGCGCCACGAGGAAAGUUCUGGCAAUACAGUCCUCGACAGGGUCAUAUCGUCUUAUAGCCCCUCUAUCAAGGCCAUCAUAAACGGUCGUCGUCGUAGUGACCAAACUGCUACCCAGAUGGGCUCGUCUCUCCUUGUCUCCAUGGAACACACCCCAGGCUAUUCCAACCUCCCCUAUGCUACUGACGAGAUAGCGAUGUUACAUGAUCUGCAUAAGUCCUUCGCACUCAACCCUCUUGAGCCUGGCCGCCGUUACCAAGACAUCACGUCUCAUUUGGCCGCUUGCAGGAUCUUCCACUUUGCUGGACAUGGUUUUUCGCAUACAGAUGACCCAUCGAAGAGUGAGCUGCUUGUGGAGGACCGGGACACCAAUCCGCUGACGGUAGCCACUCUUCUUGAGAUGAACCUCCGCCAAAAUCCACCCUUCCUCGCGUAUCUGUCGGCGUGUGGGACCGGCCGAAUCAGGGAUGAGAGCUUCUUCGAUGAGAGCAUCCAUCUCAUCAGUGCUUUCCAAUUGGCAGGCUUCCGGCACGUAAUUGGUACUUUGUGGGAAGUGAAUGAUGAGAUGUGCGUGGAUAUGGCUAGACUUACAUAUGAGGGAAUCCGGGACGGAGGCAUGACAGACGACUCAGUCUGUCGAGGCCUCCAUCACGCCAGCCGGGAACUCCGAGAUCUUUGGCUUGUUUCAUCAGCGAUACGAGGUGCAAAACCAAAACGUGAAGCAGAUCCAUUUCCAGCGGGGGAUGAGGCAGCUACAGGUGAGGAGGAUGAGAGAGGUAAUAGAGUGGGAAGAGAUAUGAUUUUGGACGAGAGGGCAGAGGCACACUGGAUUCCAUAUGUUCACUUUGGUGUUUGA